This is a messenger RNA of Oncorhynchus tshawytscha (Chinook salmon), 774 nucleotides long. Its product is annotated as receptor-type tyrosine-protein phosphatase S-like. Lineage: Eukaryota; Metazoa; Chordata; Actinopteri; Salmoniformes; Salmonidae. The transcript is spliced from 7 exons. Bases 1 to 774 code for a protein of 257 amino acids. The record is from RefSeq and is a predicted model, not a curated record.
AUGGGGUGCCGGACUAUCGCGUCUCUGCUUCCGGGUCACGUGUCAGGAGAACACAGAGGGUGGCCCUCGCCACCGUGUGGUCGCUCGGACCACACCGCCCAUCCUGGUCAAGAAGCCCAAGCUGGACCUCUACUCGGAGCCAGACAACAUUCUGACCAUGGGUUUCGCCCCGGUAGAGACCAAGGACAUCAAGGACUUCUAUGUGGUGGCGGUACCACUAAAGAAGGGUUUGGGGACUGCACGACAUCUCAAGAACCCAGACGAAAUGGACUUGGAAGAGCUGCUGAGGGACAUCACCCGAAGCGUCGCACCAGGCGUCAGCUGAGCCAGGCGGAUGGCAAGAAGCCCUACAUCACAGCCUGCUUCAAGCAGCUCCCCACCUCGUUCACCCUGGGCACAGAGCACCGCCACAGCAGCUGUGAGAGUAAACCUCUGGAGCCCGGGCAGGAAUACGUCUUCUUCCUACUGGCUGAGCUCAACACCACCGCCGUGAAAAUGUUUGCGGCCAGCCCAUACACAGACUUAGUGGUGACCCCAGAGCUUGAGGCUGAUCCUCUGCCCAUGGAGACAGGUGGGGACGGCCUCAUCUGGGUGGUGGGGCCCGUCCUGGCCGUAGUCUUCAUCAUCUGCAUCGUCAUCGCCAUCCUCCUCUACAAGAACAGCAAACCUGACAGCCGUAAACGAAAGGAGUCAGAGCCCAGAACAAAAUGUCUGCUGAACAACGCAGAGAUCACCCCCACCACCCACAGACCCAGUGGAGAUGAGACGCAUUAA